CGGAAGAUAGUCCCGUUACCUAUUUUAUUUAUUUAAUUAAUUUGUUGACGACAGGUAGUUGCAUUGUUAAAAUUAAAUUAAAUUAAUAAUUUAUGAAAUUUGAAGUUUGAUAAUCUGUGCUUAGACGUCGACUCCAAGCUUGGAACCACAGCGAUCUAUUACUCACUGCAACUUCCCCUUUCUUUCUCUGUUCUCCCUCGUUUUCUUCUUCUUCUUCUUCUUCUUCUUCUUCUUCAACCUCUCUAAUUUGUUGUUUUCUCUGCAUUUCACUCCGCCAGGACUUUCCUCUUUACAUUUUCAAGGUAAACUUGCUGUCCCUCUCUACUUUUUCUUUAUACGUUCUUCUCCGAUUGACUGUUGAGGUUCUCAGUGCUUCUUCUAUGGAACGAUACAUUGUUUUUGGAUCUCCUUGUGUUUUCCGUCGCCGGAAUUUCCUACUCGAACAACGCGGCGUUUUGUUUUGUUUUGUUUUUUUGUUUUAUACUUGUUAAAAUUUCGAGACAUUGUACCUGGUGAAGUGCGGAUGAAUUGUUUGUUGUUUCUGUUCAGUCUUCCAUUUCCUUUCUGGUACACUUACUAAUUCUAUUUGAGUGUAGCGUUUUUUUUUUUUUUUUUCUUUUUGAGAAAAUGUUUUGUUGUGAUUUACGCGGGAUGUGAGUUAGGAUUAUUUAUGUUGGCAUUAUUUGCAGAAAUUGGCUGCCCGAUACUCUUGUGCAUUGAGUUAGUAUUGAAUCGAUAUUCUGCAAUGAAUGCAUGUCGAAACUCUUAUUUAAACUAUAUCCACCAUUUUUUCCGAGAGAUAUCUGUUCUUUAUUAUCAAUUCUUUCCUGUAAAUAUGUUUUCAGAAUUAGUCUCGAGGAACAACGUUUCAAGCUAUUGCCACUUUAGUUUCGAUUAUGCUUUAUGAUGGUGGAGUUUGGGCUUAGAGCUUUUGCCUAUUAGCAAUUGUUCGGUCGCCGGAAUGAAGAAAAGUUAUGGACGGGUUCUGGUUGCAUCCUUUUGUAUGUUGCUGUUGAUGGUUUAUGUUAUCUCGAGAAGUUCAACUCGGCAAAAUUAUUAUGCAACUCGCUCGUUCAAUUCCGUUGAUCCUCUUCAGUGGCUCAAUCCUGCAGUUCCAUCUGUAGUUCAAAAUCCUGAAAUUGCUUAUCAAGUGAUUACUGCCGACUCCAUAAUAUCCAGUCUCUUCACUCAGGGGAAUUUUACUAAUGAAGAGAGACAAUAUCUUCAGACUUGGAAUCAUUUAAGAAGCAUUACUAAUUAUACCCGAGGGUUGCCUAAUGCAGUAGAGGCCAUCAAGGAAGCAGGAGGUGUAUGGAACAAUCUCAAGACUUCGAUCGAAAAGGAAAGGCUUGGUUCUACAAAUGAAAGUGCACGUGCAAAAGAGAAGCAAUGCCCUCAUUUUCUGACCAAAAUGAAUGCAACGAAACUUGACAACAAUGGCCAUAACCUAAGAAUGCCUUGUGGCCUUACUCAGGGUUCUUCCAUCACAAUCAUUGGAAUUCCAGAUGGUCUUCUUGGUAACUUUCAAAUUGACUUGACAGGGGAACCACUGCCUGGGGAGCCUGAUCCAUCCAUCAUUUUGCAUUAUAAUGUUAGGCUUUUGGGAGAUAAGUUAACUGAGGAUCCUGUAAUUGUCCAGAACACCUGGACAGUUUCUCAAGAUUGGGGAGAAGAAGAGCGAUGUCCAUCCUCUGUGUCUGACGACAAUGGAAAAGUGGAUGAAUUGGAAAAAUGCAACAAGAUAGUAGGUAAUGUCGAAACUCGACUUUCUGAAUUGAACAAGAAUUUCAACAAAUCAAAAUCUACGGUGCAAGGAGCUAAAGCAAAACCAUACUUCCCCUUCAAACUUGGGCAUCCAUUUGCUGCUACACUUAGAGUUGGAGUAGAUGGAAUCCAGACGACAGUCGAUGGAAAGCAUGUUACAUCUUUUGCUUACCGUGAAACUUUGGAGCCAUGGCUAGUCAGUGAAGUAAAGAUUUCAGGAGACUUGAAAUUAAUUUCUGUCCUGGCAAGUGGUUUACCCACAUCCGAGGAUUCAGAUCAUAUUGUUAAUAUAGAAGCAUUGAAAUCAAUUCCCCUCUCUCCGGAUAGACCAUUAGAUCUUUUCAUUGGUGUUUUCUCCACAGCAAACAAUUUUAAGUACCGAAUGGCCGUUCGUAGAACGUGGAUGCAGUAUCCUGAAGUACGGUCAGGGUCUGUUGCAGUCCGCUUUUUUGUUGGGUUGCAUAAGAACCAAAUAGUCAAUGAGGAAGUGUGGGAUGAGGCCCGAACAUAUGGUGACAUACAGAUGAUGCCUUUUGUUGACUACUACAGCCUUAUUACAUGGAAAACGUUGGGUAUCUGCAUCUUUGGGGCAGAAAUUGCUUCAGCAAAGUAUAUCAUGAAGACAGAUGAUGAUGCCUUUGUUCGAGUGGAUGAAGUUUUAGCUUCUUUAAACAGGAUCAAUGCACAAAGUGGAUUGCUUUAUGGACUCAUCAACUCAGAUUCUCAACCUCACAGAGACCCUGAUAGCAAGUGGUACAUUGGUACGGAGGAAUGGCCCGAAGAGAAUUAUCCAACAUGGGCCCAUGGUCCUGGGUAUGUAGUGUCUAGUGACAUAGCUAAGACGAUAUCCAAAAAGUACAAAGAAGGCAGCUUAAAGAUGUUUAAAUUAGAAGAUGUAGCCAUGGGAAUCUGGAUAGAAAACAUGAAGAGAGAGGGCCUUGAUAUUCGUUACGAGAAGGACGAGAGAAUUCAUAUUGAAGGCUGCAAGUAUAAUUAUGUGGUUGCUCACUAUCAGGGACCUCAGGAGAUGCUCUGUUUGUGGCAAAAACUUCAGGAAGGAAAUGGUGUUAGAUGCUGUGGUCCUGAUAACUAAGAUGACUUGUGUUCUAAGCAGCCUGGAAAUUGAGUAGCCAUGCUGACGAUCACAAACCAGAUAGACUAAACAACCAUACCAGGAUUGAUCCCCUGAAAGAGAAGAGGUAACAUGAGAAAUUUUACACCCUCUUAACAAUUGCUGUAUAAUUAGGUGUUACGGUAGAGAAGAAUAUUUAGUAUAGAGUUGCUUGAAAUUUUGAACAUUUCAAGUAACCGAGAGAGAUGUUAGAAUGAGCGUUGUAGCCUGCACAGUUAGUAUAUAGUAACAAUAGCUGAUCAAUUGAAUUUUA
Cucurbita pepo subsp. pepo (vegetable marrow) is the source of this 3149-nucleotide messenger RNA. NCBI's taxonomy places the organism in Eukaryota, Viridiplantae, Streptophyta, Magnoliopsida, Cucurbitales, Cucurbitaceae. The record is from RefSeq and is a predicted model, not a curated record.